ACCAAUCAGCGGUUGACAGUUGACAGGACACGUCAAACAUUCCCUCUCACUGACCAAUCAGCGGCCGAGGGGGGAGGCGGUCUCUGCUCCCCAAUAUCCCAUGUGACGCUCCUCAGUAGUUCCCAGGCGGUCACAACCAAGAGCCGGAGACUAUGGAUCAGAAGGUCGGGUUGUUCGUUCUUCUGGCAGCGGGCCUCCUCUGCCUCAGUUUGGCCCCUGUCUCUCGGGCCGAGGAGGACCUGAUUGAGGACGGUCUGGGUGACGACAUGGACGUGGAGGACGAGCUGGAUCUGGGUUUGGGCGGAGCUGAUGAUGAGGAGGAGGAGCUGGAGGGGGACAUGCAGGAUGAGGCUCCACCUGAGCCUAAAACUCCUCCCACACCAAAGGUGACCUACAAGGCUCCAGAGCCGAUGGGGGAACACUUCAUCGCUGAGUCUUUCGACCGGGGGACACUGGACGGGUGGGUGCUCUCCAGCGCCAAGAAGGAAGACGCAGAUGAAGACAUCGCAAAGUAUGAUGGUAAAUGGGCGGUGGAGGAGAUGAAGGACAGCAAGCUGCCCGGUGAUAAAGGUCUGGUCCUGAAGUCCCGAGCCAAGCAUCACGCCAUCUCAGCCCAGCUGCUGCGACCUUUCACCUUCGACAACAAGCCCCUCAUUGUCCAGUACGAGGUGAACUUCCAGGCGGGAAUCGACUGCGGCGGCGCCUAUGUCAAGCUGCUGACUCAGACUCCAGACCUCGACCUGCACCAGUUUGUGGACAAGACUCCGUACACCAUCAUGUUUGGACCCGACAAGUGUGGAGAAGAUUACAAACUGCACUUCAUCUUCAGACACCAAAACCCCAAAACUGGAGAGUACGAAGAGAAACACGCCAAGAAACCUGACGCCGACCUGAGGACGUACUACACCGACAAGAAAACUCACCUCUACACACUGGUGGUGAACCCUGACAACACCUUCGAGGUGCUGGUGGAUCAGACGGUGGUGAACAGCGGCAGCCUGCUGACAGACAUGACCCCUCCUGUGAACCCCCCCGCUGAGAUUGAGGACCCCGACGACCAGAAACCAGAGGACUGGGACGAGAGGCCCAAGAUCCAGGACCCCACCGCCACCAAACCUGAGGACUGGGAUGAAGACGCUCCCGCUCAGAUCGCAGAUGAAGAUGCAGUGAAACCAGACGGCUGGCUGGACGACGAGCCGGAGUACAUCGGAGACCCCGACGCCGUCAAACCUGAAGACUGGGACGAGGACAUGGACGGCGAAUGGGAGGCUCCUCAGAUCCCUAACCCCGCCUGUGAGACCGCCCCCGGCUGCGGCGCCUGGAAACGACCAAUGAUCGACAACCCCAACUACAAGGGCAAGUGGAAGCCCCCCAUGAUUGACAACCCCAACUACCAGGGCGUGUGGAAGCCGAGGAAGAUCUCCAACCCGGCGUUCUUCGAGGACCUGCAGCCAUUCAGAAUGAGUCCGUUCAACGCCGUGGGACUUGAGCUCUGGUCCAUGACCUCCGACAUCUUCUUCGACAACUUCUUCAUCACCAACGACCGCAACACUGCCGAACGCUGGGCUGCUGACGGCUGGGGGCUGAAGAAGGCUGCAGAGGGCGCCGCUGAGCCUGGUCUGGCAAUUCAGAUGAUGAACGCAGCAGAGGAACGUCCAUGGCUCUGGAUCGUCUACGUCCUCACUGUGGCUUUACCACUCGUCCUCAUCAUCGUAUUCUGCUGCACUGGCAAGAAGAAGAGCACACCGACACCGGCAGCAGAGUACAAGAAGACAGAUGAAGCUCAGCCCGACGUGAAGGAAGAGGAAGAGGAGGAGGAAGAGGAGGAGGAGAAGGCUGAAGAGGCAGAGAAGAGCAGUCCAGCUGCAGAAGAGAAGAGUGACGAAGAGGAAAAUCCUGCAGAGAAAGAGGAAGAGGAGGAGGAAGCAGCAGCAGCAGCAGCGGAGGAGGAGGAGGAGGAGGAGGAGGAGGAGGAGGAGGAAGAGAAGGAGGGGACAGCUGAAGAGAAGUCUGAGGACGACAUUCUGCGGAGAUCUCCCAGGAACAGGAGGGUCAGAAAGGACUGAUAUCUCUGAAUCCACUGCCCUGACCUCAAAACCUCCUCCCAUCUCCCCCUCCCCUAAAAUAUCUCCCCCAUCUCUCCUCCUCUUCUUCUUCUACUCCUCUGCUCCGAGGCUUUGAAGCCUAAAAUGGAACCCGUGGAAGCAGCGAAGCCGACAGGAACGUAAUCAAGACCUCCGAUAUGGACGCCAGCUCAUGAUGACGAUGAUGAUGAUUCCAGUAUGAACAGAACUGAGUUAGCGUGAUUUAAAGGAUUUUUUGUUUCUGAAAGAGAUUAACUGAGAUUAACUACAACUUCCUGCAUCAUUCCUUAACAACACCUGAGCAGACCCAAACCCACGGGACCGUCCCGUCUGCCGCACCGCCGCCGCCACCCGCUCACCGCUCAGCACCACCCUGAGCUACCAAGCCCCGCCCUACCAGCAGCAUGCUAAAUUAGCUCUCAGCUCCUGACAGAUGCACCCACAAGUUAGCCCACAAUCAUGAACAAACCAUCUUCCUGCUUGUGCUACUAAAAGCAUGCUAAUUAGCCCAGUGAUAGCUGAUUGGGCUACCAACCACGUCUUGCUAAUGAGCUCACCUACAGACUGCUAAUUAGCUCUCAGCUACCUGCUAACAAGUCUCUUGACAGAUGGAAAUUUGGCUUUCAACAUCCACUUGUUAGCCCAGAAACUGAGGUAGCCUACCAUGAUCCUGCUUUAGGCUGCUAACAGACUGCUAAUUAGCUUAAUAAUUAAGAUACAAACAGUUAGGAUUACUCUGCAGAUAGUCAGGGAAUUAACCCACCAAACAUCUUGUUAAAUAGCCCACCGACUUGUUGCUAUUUAGCUAACUAUCAGGCUGCUAAUUAGGCUAACAAUCCAACAUACAAUUGGAUAAUUCACCAACCACGAGCCUGCUAAUUAGCUCACUCUUAGGCUACUGAUUAGGCUAACAGUAGUCAGAGUUAUCCUACAGUCAGAAUUUACCAACCAAAAGUCUUGCAAAUUAGCCUACCAACAGUCUGCUAAUUAGCUCACAAUCGGGCUGCUAAUUGGGCUAACAGUAGUCCGGAUUAUCCAACGCACAGUCGGAGAAUUCACCAACCAGAAGCAUACUGUAAUCCCAAGUAAUUAGCGUCAACGUUAGUUGUUAACAAGCUCACAAAUAAUUUAAUCUACUUACCAACAAUUAGCUAAUUAGCUUGCUGAGAAGCUAAUUCACCUACUAACAGUUGGCUCAUUAGCCUUCCCAGAUUUUAUAAAUUAGCUAGCGUCCUAAAUCCUAAAGUGAAAUUCACUAUGCUAAUAUUUAAAAAGGAAAAUGACACAUACUGUUUCUUUUUUUUAUGUCUUGUUUUCUUGUCAUUUGUUUUGUUUUGAAGCUGUUGGCUCCACACAUGGCGCUCAUGUUUCCUCAGUAUUUCUGCUGUGUGUUAUUGUCCUGAUGGCGGCAGGGUGGAAGGUCAGAGGUCAAAUAUGUUGGAGAGAACAUGAUAGAGCUGGAUUUAACUGUACGGCCCCGUAUCCACCAAACUUUUUUGUACCUGCUUGAAAACACUAAGCACUCUUAGGGAAACGCCCAGCUGGGCGCGUCUGAGAGCGCUCUGGAGGCGUAGCUUGUUUUUUUUUUCAGUGGAGAUAAUUUACUUUCGUCUGGUUGCUAUGACACGGAAUAUCCGCGGAAACCUGCUGGUCUGGAAGGUUCAUGAGAGGAAAUCUAUAUUAAUAUGUGUACUGUACAUUAUCAUAUUUGUCCCCCAUUAUUGAUGUUCAGCUCUUGUAUGUGUACGAUGUGAUGGUUUGUAUUCACGGUAUUCGUCAGUUCUCCACUGUGAUUAAACGGAUGAAGUGACGGUGACGAGCGCAGUGUUUUUACCUAAAGUUCAACAACCAACUGAUGUCUCGUCAUGGCGCUGGCGUUUGUAGCUCUGUGUAAAUACGUGGUGCUCCCAUUGCAAAGAAUUAAAAAAAAAAUACGCUGGCCCCGGGGGGAAAAAAAAGCAUUGGUGGACACGGCCCCUAAAUGUCAGUUACAGAUGAGUGACAGGUGUGUGAUACCUGGCACUGAGGUGGAACUCGUCAGACCGGUUUUGGCAGCAGGUACUGACCACCCCUCGGCUUGUUAAAGACAUAUUAAAACCUCAUAUCUUCAGUUGUCGUUUUGGUGACGUUUAUGAAACAGGAUACUUUGGAGAUAGGAGGUCUUCACCCUCUUUAGUCCAUUAGCAUUAUAGAUUUUUCCCGUUCGAACAAACAUGACAGCAGCUCGUUUAGCUCUCUUUGUCUGAGGUUGGACUCUCAUGGAUUCAAGACAAGGAUCUGAGAUUUUUUUUUCCCCCCGAAUCACAUCUCAGCUUCUGAAUGACGUUAUUUAAUAAGGAAACUCCCUGAACGUUCAGGUGUUUUCCUCUUUCUUUACCUUCUCUUGUUUCUGCUGGUACUGUUGCAUUUCAGCCUUCAGGGGAUUGAAAUUAUUGGUGAUUACCUCUUUUUUUGUGCAUGGUGGUUUUGACUGCACCUGUGCAUUAACCUGGGUUGGAAGUGUACGCCUUCGUUCACGUCCAAACUCACCUCUUGUUGCUUUUGUAAAAAUAUAUCCUCAGAAACAGUUUGACGUCACAGAGCAGGAUGAAGCUCUUGUGUUAAGAGUUCCUUCGGUCUGAAGAUGAGCUGCUGUCGUCUUUUGUUUGGACUUUAAACUCGUCACGUCAGCAGGUGGACAGACACCCAGUCCCUCUUUCAUCGACCCCAUAUGAAAAGAAAAAGGCACUAAGGGAAAAACUCAGGCGCUUAACCCUCCCACCUGUCCACCUGCGGCACCACAACACCUCCGCCAAUCACAGACGCUCUCCUACAUGAACCCGUGUCGGAGUUUAGCCCCAUGUUUAAAAAGAGACGGCACUUGAGCGUCACAAAGUUCCCUCUUGAUUUAAGGGAACGUUUGACAAAAUAACCUGAACUCAAGGUUCACUUAUUGACUUCAUUUAUGUGCAUACGACAUGUAAUGAAGUCAAUCAUGGACGUUUUUGAAGAGGAAACAAUCCACCAGGUGUCGCCAAAAUCAAACCAGAGCUGAAAUUGUAAUUGAUUACAUCUGCUGCCGGCCGCCUGACGACCACCAAAAAACGGGCAAAUGGCCUGAAAGUGUUCACAGAGUUACAGCAAAAUAUCUGUGUGUAGUUGGUGACCGCCUGACCUUCACUCUAACGCCACCAUCAGGACAGUUCCUCUCCACAAGUGGUAAAAACUCUCCAACGAAUUUUGUGAUCAUGAAAUAUUCUAUGAACUUGACAUGCACAGAUCCUAAAUUAUGUUUUUUUACUCAUUCUGAAAUCAUCGAAGGAUUAUAAAUACAGAAGGUAGAUCAUGAACUGUUAAAGAGGCUUUACGACUGUGUGACUGAGUGAGCAUCAUUCUGUGGCGUCAGUGUACAGUUUAAAAAAAAAAACCUGAAAUAAAACUGGUUUUGUGAAUCUUGACAAUGUGUGGAAACAGAAAAAUAACUCCAUUAGUCCAGUCUUAUAUCCAUGACGUGACUGUUGAUGUGUCCUCUCUGUAUCAUACUUCAUUUUUCAGGACUACACACUAAAAGGGUCUGUCGAUGUCGUUCAGGUCAGGAUUCCCAUCAGUGAUGAUCGAGCUGUGUAGUGAUUGGCUGAUGGGCUUUGACAGGCUAGUAAAUGGUGGGCAGAAGGGAAGAGACAGCAGAACUGAUGAGUUUUAAGAUUCUCUGGCUGUCGGUGAGGUCAGAUUUUGGGGAUGGAGGUCCCCGCUUCCAUAACCUUCCCUCCUUUUCUUUUUUUUUGUUUUUAGGGUAAAUGCGAGCUAGUUAUGUUUUGGCUGUAAGCUCUGCUGCUUGUAGUCUUUAUUUUUUCCGAAAGGUAUCAGAAUACGAUGCUUCUGACGUCUGGGCGUUAGGACGAAUCGCCAGCAGCAGCAGCAGCAGCAGCAGCAUUACAUUCCCAUCCAGAAUGUACGUCUCAGCCUUCAUCGUCUCCCUCCUGUAUUUUAUUUUUUUGUUAGUCUCAGAUUAUUUUUGUGUCCGGCUGAAGCUGCCUAGCUUAACAGACUGUAGACUGAACACUGUAUCUGCUGGUGAAACUUUACUCUGUAACUCUGUACUUUUUACUUAUGUUGACAUUGUGUUUUGAACUAAACUUUAAUGGUUGGCCCAGCCUGUUUCUGAUGUACACACUAUGUAGAGAGACGGACCUGCUGACACGCCACACGAAAGGUCCAGCUUUGAAUAGAAAUACUGUGAUGAUGGAGCCUGGUGUGUGUGUGCGUGUGUGUGUGUGUGUAUGGACAUGCAGUCAACAUUUGUUUUGAUGAAUAAAAAGGCCAAAUGGAAACUGAACAA
Epinephelus moara (kelp grouper) is the source of this 6402-nucleotide messenger RNA. RefSeq names its product calnexin (gene canx). The transcript is spliced from 15 exons. Gene Ontology annotation, biological process: protein folding. Gene Ontology annotation, molecular function: calcium ion binding. The record is from RefSeq and is a predicted model, not a curated record. NCBI's taxonomy places the organism in Eukaryota, Metazoa, Chordata, Actinopteri, Perciformes, Serranidae. Gene Ontology annotation, cellular component: endoplasmic reticulum; endoplasmic reticulum membrane. Bases 153 to 2066 code for a protein of 637 amino acids.